ACCCAUCAAAGCGGCGCUGCCUUUGGUCCAUCCGCCGCCUUAGCAUAGAGAAAAACCAAUCAACAAAACUUCCAUCCUCUCCGCUCGCUCACUCCCUCCCUUAUCCUCAAACCCUUCGGAAAUCCCCUUUUUUCUUUAUUUUUCUCCUCUGUUCCUCUGCGCAGACACACAUCGAUAUAUAAUGUCUUGUGCUACCAAGCCUAUAACAGUCGCAACAAAUGGUUGCCUAAUUUCAGUACCAUCACUCUUCACCAAAGCAAAAGUUUCACAUUCACACUCAAAUCUCUCAAUCCCACUAAAACCCGUAAAACUUCAUCUAUCUUUGUCCACUCUCAAAAAGAAAACACCCCAUUUGAGGUUCUCUGUAAUAGCUGCUUUGCAAGAAGAGAAUAACCCGGUACUUGUUGAAGAACAAGAAUUCCCAGUAAAUUUUAACUGGGAUAAUCAAGAAACAUCUGAAGGAGAAGUUAAAGUAGAAGAAGGGAGUGAUGGCGUUGUAGAGGCUGUUGAGGAUUAUGAAGAGAAUGAUGAUUAUGUGGAGCCACCUGAGGAAGCUAAAAUGUAUGUGGGGAAUUUACCUUUCCAUGUGGACAGUGAGAAGCUCGCUCAGCUUUUUGAGCAGGCUGGCGUUGUUGAGAUUUCUGAGGUUAUUUACGAUAGGGUGACUGAUCAGAGUCGAGGGUUCGGGUUUGUGACGAUGAGUACUGUGGAAGAAGCAGAAAAAGCUGUAGAAAUAUUCCAUCGUUAUGAUCUAAAUGGAAGGUUGUUGGUUGUUAACAAGGCAGCCCCGAAAGGGUCCCGACCGGAACGUCCACCUCAAGUGUUUGAACCUUCUUACAGAAUUUAUGUUGGUAACCUGCCAUGGAGCAUUCAUGAUGGACGACUAGAACAGGUUUUCAGUGAGCAUGGUAAAGUAGUAAAUGCUCGCAUAGUUUAUGACAGGGAGAGCGGUCGAUCUCGUGGUUUUGGCUUCGUAACAAUGUCAAGCGAAGCUGAAAUGAAUGAUGCCAUUGCUAACCUCGACGGACAGAGUUUGGACGGGAGAGUGAUCAGAGUAAAUGUUGCCGAAGAAAGAGCCAGGCGCAACUCCUUUUGACUUGUUUAAGGGUAGUUCAUAGAUAUUCAAAGUGAGGAUUGUAGCAAUCAUAUUUUAGUGAGCUGUCAAAUGGUAAAAUUUUCUGUUGGUCAUCAAGUCCAUUUUGCGCUGCUGCUGUUAAUUUCGUUGCUUAAGCUGGUAACAUAUGGAGAUUAUGAUUUGAUUCUUGGGAAAAUCGGGAGAUUUAUGGCUUCUUUUCCAGUCUGAAGUUAGUUUUCCUAUUCUGAAGUAAACACCAUCCUCUGUCUAUGCUAAGAAAAACGCUGGAAAUCAAUAUUCUGAUUUUUAUUGAACUUCUCCUGCAUAUAUAUAUUUGUUGUUGCAGACUUGCAGUUCUAUCAUUCAGAUUUCUACUGUUAACAAUGUUUAUUGGAGUGCAGGUCUCCAUAAAUAUUGAAAUGCAAGAAACUGUAGACUAUUUCAAUCCUUGGGUCUUCUUUUU
Messenger RNA from Olea europaea var. sylvestris, 1538 nucleotides. Its product is annotated as 28 kDa ribonucleoprotein, chloroplastic-like. The record is from RefSeq and is a predicted model, not a curated record. The transcript has 4 exons. Gene Ontology annotation, molecular function: mRNA binding. Gene Ontology annotation, cellular component: cytosol. Lineage: Eukaryota; Viridiplantae; Streptophyta; Magnoliopsida; Lamiales; Oleaceae. The coding region runs from base 182 to 1096 and encodes 304 amino acids.